Molecule: messenger RNA, 369 nt
Organism: Trichoplax adhaerens
Lineage: Eukaryota; Metazoa; Placozoa; Uniplacotomia; Trichoplacea; Trichoplacidae
Exons: 4
Coding region: 1-369 (122 amino acids)
Cellular component (GO): nucleolus
Source: RefSeq, a predicted model, not a curated record
AUGGCUGGAAGCGAUAUUCAAGUUGGUGAGGAGAAGCACAAUCAUGCUGUCAGAGGAAGACGGAAAUCGGGACGCGUUUGGAAAGAGCAACAUGCCAGGAGCAACGCAAAAAUGAAUGUCAAGCCCUUGCGUUCAUCCUGGAAGGCGAAAAUGAAUAAGAAAUUAACUAACCAAUCCAUUAAAGAUUUUGAGAGAGAGCUUAAAGAUACCGACCGAAAAGCAAAGGAAGAGAAAAGACUAAUCAUGGAGGCCAGGAAAAAGCUCAAGGAAGAAAAUGCUAGAAAGGCAGAAAUCGUGCAAGUGAUUACUAAAUCCAGCACACUGAAGAAAAUGAAGAAAAAACAUUUAAAAACUAUCAGAAUGGGAUAA